This is a messenger RNA of Erinaceus europaeus (western European hedgehog), 1505 nucleotides long. It is a transcript of the gene PRKAG1, whose product is annotated as protein kinase AMP-activated non-catalytic subunit gamma 1. The record is from RefSeq and is a predicted model, not a curated record. NCBI's taxonomy places the organism in Eukaryota, Metazoa, Chordata, Mammalia, Eulipotyphla, Erinaceidae. The coding region runs from base 107 to 1099 and encodes 330 amino acids. The transcript has 12 exons.
UGGCGUUGCGACACCGGACGCGGGGGCGGGGCCUCUUUCCCCACCGCCUCCUGCCCGCACGGCCAGCGGGCUUCCGAAAGCAAACGAAGCCAGCCAGCCCCUCGCAAUGGAGACGGUCACUUCUUCAGACAGCUCCCCAGCUCUGGAAAAUGAGCGUCCUCAAGAGUCUCCAGAAUCCAACAACAGUGUGUACACUUCCUUCAUGAAGUCCCAUCGCUGCUAUGACCUGAUUCCCACAAGCUCCAAGUUGGUUGUAUUUGAUACCUCCCUUCAGGUAAAGAAAGCAUUCUUUGCUCUGGUGACUAAUGGUGUGCGAGCUGCCCCUUUGUGGGACAGUAAGAAGCAAAGUUUUGUGGGCAUGCUGACCAUCACUGAUUUCAUCAAUAUCCUGCAUCGCUACUAUAAAUCGGCCUUGGUCCAGAUCUAUGAGCUGGAAGAACACAAGAUAGAAACUUGGAGAGAGGUGUACCUGCAGGAUUCCUUUAAGCCGCUGGUCUGCAUUUCUCCUAAUGCCAGCUUAUUUGAUGCCGUCUCUUCAUUAAUUCGAAACAAGAUCCACAGGCUGCCAGUCAUUGACCCGGAAUCAGGCAACACCUUGUACAUCCUCACCCAUAAGCGCAUCCUCAAGUUCCUCAAAUUGUUUAUCACUGAGUUCCCCAAGCCAGAGUUCAUGUCCAAGUCCCUGGAAGAGCUCCAGAUUGGCACCUAUGCCAACAUUGCCAUGGUCCGCACCACCACCCCUGUGUACGUGGCUCUGGGCAUCUUUGUUCAGCACCGAGUCUCGGCCCUACCAGUAGUAGAUGAGAAAGGGCGUGUGGUGGACAUCUACUCCAAGUUUGAUGUUAUCAAUCUGGCCGCAGAAAAGACCUACAACAACCUGGAUGUGUCUGUGACCAAAGCCCUGCAGCACCGGUCACAUUACUUUGAGGGCGUCCUCAAGUGCCACCUGCACGAGACUCUGGAAACCAUCAUCAAUCGGCUGGUGGAAGCAGAGGUUCACCGACUUGUGGUGGUGGAUGAGAAUGAUGUGGUCAAGGGAAUCGUGUCCCUGUCUGACAUCCUGCAAGCCCUGGUGCUCAGAGGAGAGAGGAAGCCCUGAGCUGGGGCAGAGGCCAGGCAGCACCAGAGACUAGGCCCCAGUCUCCGCUGCCCCAAGUUCUGAGCUGCAGACGAAACCUUGAGAGCAUGAUUAGGACUGCUGUCUGCCCGGGAGCACCCUGCCACUCUACCUAGCAGCUGGGGGCAGAAGCAGAAGGGGUUCUUAGCUUUCUUACCCUCACACAAGCACUUGAGAGAAACUCGUAGUCUAGCCCAUCGUAGCCCCUGUGCUCUCCAAGUAGCCCCUUUUCUAGGUGAACUGUGGGCUCUGUGCCCCUCAGGCAGAUCUGAUCUCCAAGAGAUCCCCAGACCUCACCCAAACAUUGCCUCUGUCUCUCAUCCUGACUCCACCCAAAGAUAAUAGCACAACAAGCGUCUUCAUAAAGAUAUUUUUAUUCAUGCUGUUU